This is a messenger RNA of Aspergillus versicolor CBS 583.65, 871 nucleotides long. Its product is annotated as nucleotide triphosphate diphosphatase NUDT15. Gene Ontology annotation, biological process: dGTP catabolic process. Gene Ontology annotation, molecular function: 8-oxo-7,8-dihydrodeoxyguanosine triphosphate pyrophosphatase activity. The transcript is spliced from 3 exons. The coding region runs from base 224 to 706 and encodes 160 amino acids. The record is from RefSeq and is a predicted model, not a curated record. Gene Ontology annotation, cellular component: cytosol. NCBI's taxonomy places the organism in Eukaryota, Fungi, Ascomycota, Eurotiomycetes, Eurotiales, Aspergillaceae.
AACUGGAACUCAUAAAGAAAACUAACUUCAUCUUGACCAUGUAACUUGAAACUCUUGCUUUGCUGUAGAAUCUAUAUAAUAUACCUGGAUUCUCAUCUAUCUGUAACCACAACAUUCACUCUGCAUUCCAUUUUCCGAUUUCUGCCUUUUCGCGCCGAUCACAAACUCAUCAACCUUUUACUUUCUACUCUAUCUUACCCAACAACCAACAACCAAUACCAAAAUGGCCAACAACACUGUCCGCGUCGGUGUGGCUGUCUUCGCCCUCAACCACGAAAAUAAAUUCGUCUUCGGGAAGAGGAUAGGCUCCCAUGGUGCAAACACAUGGGCGCUCCCCGGCGGUCAUAUCGAAUUCAACGAAUCCUUCGAAGAGUGCGCGAUCCGCGAACUGAAGGAAGAAACUGGCCUCGAUAUCGAGAAUGUGCAAUUCCUCACUGCGACUAAUGAUAUUAUGCCCAAGGACGGGAAGCACUAUGUUACUGUCUUUGUAGGCGCGAGGGUUAAGGAGGGACAGGAGCCCGAGAUUCUGGAACCACACAAGUGUGCCGAGUGGCGCUGGGUUGGAUGGGAGGAGCUGAGGGGGGACUGGGAGAAGCAGGUCCAGGCUGAUAAGGAGGGGAGGGAGACGGAGGGAAAGCACCUUUUUAUUCCUAUUUUGAGUCUGUUUGAGCAGCGACGUGGGUUUGAGCCUGCGCUCUUUGAAUAGACAGAAGACCUUAAUGAUUACGAUGGGAGGAAGCUUUGCAUUUCAUGCGCAUACAUAAGGCACGAAGAUGAGCAUACUAACUUGUCAUCGCUGGCGAUUUAUUUUAGUUGGUUUUUUUUUUAUGAAAUGAAAUCACAUACGAAUUAUUUACAGAAAGACCGUAUU